This is a messenger RNA of Caenorhabditis sp. 36 PRJEB53466, 985 nucleotides long. NCBI's taxonomy places the organism in Eukaryota, Metazoa, Nematoda, Chromadorea, Rhabditida, Rhabditidae. The record is from the annotation of a GenBank genome assembly.
AUGAACGCGCACGACGAACUUCAGCGCACUUUGUAAGUUUCAUGUCCCGAAAUCCGUCAAAAACCGAAAAUUCGCGUUCAGGAACCCGACAUGCACCGGGACCUCGGUCAUCGCCCUCCAAUACAAGACCGGAGUGGUUGUGCUUACCGAUCGCGUCGUUUCGUACGGAAAAAUGGCCAGAUACAAGGUACACAUUGAAGUAACUCAAAUUUCAUCAAUUUUUCGUUCAGAACGUCUCUCGUCAGUACAAAGUCAACGAUAACGUGCUCAUCGCGUUCGGCGGCGACCACGCCGAUUUCCAGUGGCUCCAGAAUGUGAUCGAGCGUCAGGUGCUGCUCUGGAAGCGCUUCGAUCAGGACGUCGGACCGAAGGCCCUUCACGGAUACCUGACCAGCCUUCUUUACGGAAGGUACAGGCUGAAAUCGCAUUAAAAUCAUAUAAAAACAGUUUUCCAGACGCUGCAAGAUGAAUCCAGUGUGGAACACGCUCGUUGUCGCCGGAGUUGAGGAGGAGGAGAAGAACAACAAGGAGACGAGCACCCCGUUCAUCGGAGUCAUCACCCAGAAGGUUCGGAAUUAUAUAAAUAAAUGUCAUGCUAUGCACCUUCAACUGUCUACCGUCUGCGAUUCUCUCUUCUUCGCUCGCCCAGGCCUGUAUUCACUAGAAAAAUUUUCUGAAAAAGUUCUAAAGAAAUAAAUUUCAGGGGUGUGCGUACCAAGUGAAGCACAUCGCUACGGGACUCGGAGCGUUCCUGCUCAAUCAGGCGGUUGAGGACGAGUGGAGAAAGAAGGGCGAGGAUCUUUCGCUGCAGGAGGCGGAGGCGGUUCUCCGCAAAUCGCUCGAACUGACGCUCUACCACGAUUGCGUCGCCGACAACGAUUUCGAAAUCGGCCGUGUCGACGCGCAGGAGGGAGUUGUGCUCGGAAAAGAGGAGAAGGUCAUCGGAAACUGGUCGAUCGCCGAAACCAACUGCCAGUACGAAUAA